Molecule: messenger RNA, 2655 nt
Organism: Hemisphaericaspora subhashii
Lineage: Eukaryota; Fungi; Ascomycota; Pichiomycetes; Serinales; Debaryomycetaceae
Exons: 2
Coding region: 1-2655 (884 amino acids)
Source: RefSeq, a predicted model, not a curated record
AUGAAGAAAAGGAUGUUGAAGACAAACAUCAUUCUAUUGUGGUGUUAUCUAUUGACAACAGUUCUCACCGUACCUGUAUCACCCAAGUUGGGUGGCACUUUAGGUGAGGAUACUGAUACCAAAGGAGAAACCCCUGCUAUUAGUAUUGAAAAUUCCCACGUAAAUCCCCCAAGUUCAAGCGUUAUUAUUCCAACCACCGUUCAAAAAGCUCCAGCCUCCACUUCCUCAGAAGUUGUUAUUUCAUCUGCAGGUGCCCCUUCUUCCGAAGUCGUCUUUUCACCUCCAGGUGCCACUUCUUCUGAAGUUGUCUUUUCACCUCCAGGUGCCACUUCUUCUGAAGUUGUCUUUUCACCUCCAGGUGCCACUUCUUCUGAAGUUGUCUUUUCACCUCCAGGUGCCACUUCUUCUGAAGUUGUCUUUUCACCUCCAGGUGCCACUUCUUCUGAAGUUGUCUUUUCACCUCCAGGUGCCACUUCUUCUGAAGUCGUCAUUCCUAGUCCUGUUGCUUCUUCACACGUGAUUCCAUCCCCAGAGGACGUUGCCUCCCUGCGUGCUGGCCGUUCUUCAGUAGUCGCUGAAUCUGAUACCGACCUACCUCCCCCACAACCUUCAUCGUCACAGGUUGUUGUCCUCGCAGCAUCUUCUUCCGAAGUCGUUCCUCCAACUGGUGCCCCUUCCUCUCCGGAAGUCUUUAUUCCACCAGUUGCCCCUUCUUCUCUGGAAGUUGUUGUCCCACCCGUGGUUAGUUCCUCAGUAGUCCAACAACCAGUUGUGGCCUCAUCUGAAAUUGUUUUAGAAUCAGCUUCUACUGUUGAAAUUACUACAUCAUCGUCGCAAGUCGUUGUUCCAGAAGCUACUACUGCUCCUGAAGUCGUUGCCCCAGUCGUCGAUUCUUCGUCUGAAGUCGUUGCACCAGUUGUCGCUUCUUCUUCUGAAGUGGUUGCACCGGUUGUCGCUUCUACUUCUGAAGUCGUUGCCCCAGUCGUCGCUUCUUCGUCUGAAGUCGUUGCACCAGUUGUCGCUUCUUCUUCUGAAGUCGUUGCACCGGUUGUUGCCCCCGCUUCGUCCACAACUUCUCAACCAAUAUCCCCCGAAGAACUAACAGUCGCGGCCCCACCUUCUUCAGAAGUUGUUGCUCCAUCAGUUGGUCCUACUUCUUCAGAUACACUUGUCGCACAGCCUACUGAAUCUUCCACGCUGACUACUAACAACCAAGCAGCACAACUCCAAGUCCAACCUCUUAAUUUUGGUUUACAUACCUCAAGUACUAGAACAAGUUUAUCUUCGUCUAUCAGAUCAAGUUCUUCCUCGUCAGCGCAACCCAGGUCCAAUUCAAGAACCAGAACAACCAAUACUAUUCCAUACCACCAAUAUAGUUCUAGCUCAUCUGCUCAUCACAGUUCUAGUUCUAGUACCAGUUCCAGUACCAGAGUAACUCAUACUACACCAACCCACCAUCAACAUAGUUCUAGCUCAUCUGCUCAUCACAGUUCUAGUUCNAAGGUCAUACAAAGACAGUGCCAAGUUUCUACUGCCACUGGUAUUGUUGUUGUAAGUACCAAUUCUCAGGGUCAGUCACAUACGUUUACCAAGCCAAUUCCUACUGUUGUUAAUUAUACUACUGUUUGCGUCACCGAAGGAGUUACCGAAACUGUUGGUAUUUGUAUAACUACAAAUUCUAGAGGCGAGAAGACUACUGUUACUGUUCCAAUUGAAGCCGCAUAUGUCACAACACCAGUUUCUACUGUUACGGUUACUGAAACUGAAGUUUUGACUACUACUCAUUGUGUUAAGAGACGUUGUGUCCAGCAAGAGAAUACAAAGACGGUUGUUCUGGUUGAAACUGUUUAUACUACUGUUCCUUGUGUUCCAACUGGGUUUAUUAAUAGUCCAAGUAAUAUCAAUAAUCCAGGUAAUUCCAAUUCUACUCCAGAUGCUAUUAAUGCUGUUGCUGCAGAAGGGAAUACUGGAGCAUCCAAUUCUGGUAAUUCGAUUGCAGGUUCUAACUCAGGUUCUAAUGGUACUAAUGGUAGUAAUGAAUCGCACCACGCCGGUGGUGGCAAUGGCGGUGGUAAUGCUGGUGGUAAUGCAACUGGUACUCAACCUACUGGCGCUCAACCUACUGGUGCUAAUACUCAAGCUGGUGGUAACAUUCAAGCUGUCGGUAAUACGCAACCAGGUGGAAGUCCUCAAGCUGCUGCCAAUACUCAAGUAGGUGGAAGUCCUCAAGCUACUGCCAAUACUCAAGUAGGUGGAAGUCCUCAAGCUACUGCCAAUACUCAAGUAGGUGGAAGUCCUCAAGCUACUGCCAAUACUCAAGUAGGUGGAAGUCCUCAAGCUACUGCCAAUACUCAAGUAGGUGGAAGUCCUCAAGCUACUGCCAAUACUCAAGUAGGUGGAAGUCCUCAAAGUGCUACCAACAUUCAAGCUGCUGGUGGUGCUCAACCUACUGGUGGUAAUUCUAACGCUGCUGCUGCUGGUAGUACCCAAACUGCUCAGGCUACUGGUGCUGCUGGAGGUGCUCCAACAACAACAUCCACCACGACUAGUACAACUCCACAAGUGACUCAUGCCAACGCAUCGAAUAGCAACAAACCGCCUUCAUCUAAAUGGAUCUGGCUUGUUUGUUUGACAUUCACCUAUUGGUUAUUCUAG